GUUCCUGAUUGAUGAUGAACGCUGGGCGGCAAAGCAGCUGCAUUUUUGCAAGAUAUCGCUAUCAAUCAGAUAAUCAAAUAAAUGUCUAUAGACGAAUACGUUGCGUGUCGAUCCCCAAUAUACGGUUGACGUGCUGUUAAAUGUUGAUAAAGACAGCUUGCAGAAGAGGAACUUCGAGCCGUUGAGACCUUGUAAACCGGGGCACAAGGGUCAGAUGGAGGUCGUGCCAGUAACACUAGAGCUAAUAGUUUGCAUCAGUUCUGUGCGUCUUUUACUUCCAGGAGAUCUGAUGCCUUUGGACAACCGCCAGAAUGUGUUCAAAAUGAUUCAGAUUGAGCAGAACCUGAAAGCAUCUAAACAAGAACUAAAGAAGGCAAAGAGUCUUCUUCAGCUGGAUGAACUGAAACGCCGUAAACGUGUACUGCGUCGUCUUGGUUACGCUGAUCCGCAGGAUGUAAUCACAUUCAAAGGGCGUGUCGCCUGCGAAAUCAGCGCCGCCGACGAAUUGGUGUUGACGGAAAUGUUGUUCAACGGCACUUUCAACGACCUUACUGUGUCUCAAUGCACGGCUCUCCUGUCAUGUCUGGUUUUUCAAGAAAACGCGGAGCUUCCGAAACUUAUCGAGGAACUCACCGGUAUUCUUCGUCAGAUGCAGGAAAUCGCCCGCCGCAUCGCUAAAGUUACGCUAGAGGCAAAAUUACCCGUCGACGAAAACGAAUACGUGGAAAGUUUCAAGCCGCACUUGAUGGAUGUGGUAUAUUCUUGGACUAACGGGGCCAGUUUCGCAAAUAUUUGUGAAAUGACUCAAAUUUUCGAAGGUAGCAUUAUAAGGUGUAUGCGUCGACUUGAAGAACUGCUCAGGGAGAUGUGCUCCGCAUCAAAGGCGAUGGGCAGCGCAGAUCUUGAAAAUAAGUUUUCUGAAGGCGUUAGAAGGAUAAAGCGUGACAUCAUAUUCGCCGCCAGUUUGUAUCUAUAA
Molecule: messenger RNA, 976 nt
Organism: Soboliphyme baturini
Lineage: Eukaryota; Metazoa; Nematoda; Enoplea; Dioctophymatida; Soboliphymatidae
Source: the annotation of a GenBank genome assembly